UCUAGGGAUGGCAAUUUGGACCGCAGCCCGCGGGCUAGCCCGUAAAAAGCCCAUUCGGGGCGGGUUUGGGCUCAAAGAACUUAGGCCCGGAAAAAUGCGGGUCUUGCGGGCUGGUUAAUUUCGGGUUUGGGCUUAUGCGGGUUGGGCUUACGCGGGUCAGCGGGAACCAACAAAGACAUAAUGACAUGAGGAACCAAGAACUGCAAGCACAAAGUAAGACAAAUGUCAACGGCUUCGUUGUUGAGUCGUGGCAGGUGAGUUUAGCAAACUGGAUUUUUAAGACAUACCCUGAAACUGCACUCAAUGUUCAAUCUCAGAACCCCAAAGCUCAGGACAUAUUAUAUGAACGUUCUCUUCGGUAUCAUCCGGAAUUUUUUGAGGAGUUUCUUCUGCCUACAGACAUAAAAAAUCCCAAGGCUGCUUUGUUUUUUAUUGACUAACUCUAAAGUGCUAAGAACUUUGAUAGCUUGACACACACGGAUUUAGUUAUUGACUUUUGCUGUUUCUUCUACCAUAUGUAAUUUAUAAGAUUUAAAUAUACUGACUGCUUCUUUAAAUUAACUGAAGCUUAACAAGCUAAUGAAUUGCUUAGUUAGUAGUACAAAUAACUUCGUUGUAGUAUUUUUGUUUAUAUAUACAGAUUACUCAUGAAAAUUCAGACAAAGAGAUGACCAAAAGAGAUAAGUAUUUGUUCUUUCUUUCUUUCUUCUUCUUCUUCUUUGUUCUGUUUGUAUUUGAAAACCUAAGCUGCUUAUGAGCAUAAUAAUGUCUUCUGUUUAGGUCUCUGACGAAAGAUGACAAAUAUCAAAAUUUUGUUUUGUCGUCCUUUUAUUCUCACAACUUAUUCUGUUUUUUAUUCUGUUUUGUCCUCCUUUUAUUAAAAUUUACAAAUAUCAAAAUUUUAAAAUAAAAAGAAAAAUACUGAGUAAACUAAAAAAACCCUAACAAAACAAACCUAAACUCACGCCUCACGGAAACAAGUCCCCCACGACUUAUUGUGACUUGUGAGGAAAACAAAAAUACCAAGAGAGAAACUUGAGAGCGGCUACAAAGGAGAUGGAUCCUAAAUUCAAGUACUUGGAAACCUGUGACUUUGAAACUCAACGCCUGUUAGGAGUCCUUGAUGCUGCUGAUGAGAGUCAUGAAACUGAGAUGGGUUGUUCUGAUGGAAAGAAGCAACAAAGAAGACGACUGAUUGAGGUACUCGAUGAUGACAUUGAUGAGGUUGAUAGUGAUGUUGAGGAGACUCCUCCUCCAAUCAAACACACUCAGCCUAGCAAACAAUUUGCUUUUGGAUCAGGGAGUCUUUCAAACAUAUCCGGAUCCACUUCAAAGGCGAGUCAAGGGAAACCAAAACCGGUUUCUGCUGUAAUACGUGGAGGGAGGAGGUGUUCCAAGCGGCCUCCAAAAAGUGGGGGAAAAAAGGUUUCCGAGGCAGACUCGAUGCAGCCACAAAAGAAGAAGAAAAGAGAUGAAGAAGAGAUUAACGUGGAUGCUGUUUCUGCCGAGGACGAUGAGGAUGAUGAUAGGAAGAGUAGGCAAAUGUCUGAUGUUUGGGUGGAUUUUUGUGUGAUUCGAAAGCCCAAUGGGCAGGAGAAAGCUAAGUGCAAUCAUUGCAAGAAUGAGUAUGCUUGGAGCUCUCACGGGCAUGGAACUACGUCGUUGAAAAGACAUCGUGACGUUUGCAAAAUGUAUACAAGGUUGAAUGGGAAGAUGAAUGUCAAUGCUGAAGGCAGAUUACAGCCUCGCAAAUACGACCAUCUUGUGUUUAGGCAGCUGGUAGCUAAGACAAUAGUCCAGCAUGAUCUCCCAUAUUCGUAUGUGGAGUACGAAAAAGUGAGAGACACUUGGAGAUAUUUGAAUGCUGAUGUCAAAACCAUUUCUCGAAACACGGCGAAAAAAGAUGUGUUCCGGUUGUAUGAAAGCGAGAGAGAUACACUGAAGAGAGAACUGGCGGGUCUUCCUGGAAGAGUUUCCUUGACGUCUGAUUUGUGGACAGCGCUAACACAUGAGGGCUAUAUGUGUGUGACGGCUCACUACAUUGAUCGAAACUGGAAGUUGAACAGCAAGAUCUUGACCUUUUGUGCUUUGUCACCACCACAUACAGGUAUGAAUGUCGCGAUGCAGCUCCUUGAAUCACUGAAAGAGUGGGGAAUAGAAAAAAAGGUGUUCUCUAUCACAUUAGAUAAUGCUACAAGCAAUGACUCGAUGCAAGAUAUUGUGAAAUCGCAGUUGAUGUUGAGCAAUGACUUGUUGUGUGGCGGAGAGUUUUUCCAUGUCAGAUGUGCAACUCACAUACUUAACCUCAUAGUGCAAGAUGGUUUGAAGGUUAUUGUAGGUUCUGUGCACAAAGUAAGAGAGAGUAUUAAGUAUGUAUCAGCAUCGAAAUCGCGUGAAGAAUUGUUCGAAAAAUGUGUGGUUGCUGCUGGUGUAAAGGAAAAGGCGGGUCUGAUACUGGAUGUGCAGACAAGAUGGAAUUCGACUUUCUAUAUGCUUGAUAGAGCCGUCAAGUACCGUAAAGCAUUUGUUAAGUUGGAGGCAUUUGAUAGAAGAGGUUAUAAAAUGGCGCCCACAGCUGAGGAAUGGACUAGAGCUGAGAAUAUCUGCCGUUUUUUGCGACCUUUCGCUCUGAUUACAAGUUAUAUGUCUGGUUCUACUUACCCGACUUCUAACUUGUAUUUCUAUCAGGUUUGGUUGAUCCAUGAUUGGCUUCGAAUUAAUGAAGAAAGCGAAGAUGAGAUUGUUAGAGAGAUGGUGCCACCGAUGAAGGAGAAGUUUGAUAAAUAUUGGGAAGAAGUCAGUUGUCUUUUUGCAAUGGCAGUUGUCUUUGAUCCACGUUUUAAGCUUACUAUUGUGGAUUGUUGUUUAGGGAAGCUUGACAUGAGUACACGAGAUGCAAAGUUGAGAAACUUGCGUGAUAAGCUCAGUACUUUGUUUGAGUCUUACGACAAAAAAUCCAAGACUUACUCGCCUUCUACAGAGCCACGUGAGAUGGUUCCACAAAACGUUUGUGCUGAAGAGUCAAUGGGAAUGUUUGAGAACUACGAUGAUUUCUUUGCUUUUCGCAAAGUCAGCGGCGUUGUGAGUGGAAAGACACCUCUAGAAGCUUAUCUUGAUGAACCACCUUUGGAAUUUCAUAAUUUCAAGAGCUUGGACAUUCUCAGUUGGUGGAAAGAUAAUACUCAUAGGUAUGGCGAUUUGUCAGCAAUGGCUUGUGACUUACUCAGUAUUCCUAUUACAACAGUAGCUUCAGAGUCUUCUUUUAGCAUUGGAUCGCGAGUACUUAAUAAAUACAGGAGCCGUUUACUCCCUCAGAAUGUGCAAGCUUUGAUAUGUACUAGGAACUGGCUAAAGGGAUAUGCAUCUUAUGCACAUGAUGAAAUUGAUGGUGAAGAAGAGAAGCUACCAUCAUUUGAAUCCAUUGUCAAUGAUAAAAAUGAAGAUGGACGUGAAGGAGAAGAAGCUUGAUUUUUUAUUUUGAUUUGUUGUUUUGUUUUUAUCUACAUUUAGAAUGAUUGUUUGGAUUUGGUUUUUAUUUAUCUUUGGGAUUCAUUGUUUGGAGAUGGUGUUUUGUUUAAUUUAAAUUUGGUUAAGACUUAAAAUAAUUUGCAGUGUUUGUUUGUGUUUUUGAUCAUGUACUUUUGCAAACAAUAUCUCACUGAUUCACUAUCACGUAUGAGCUUAACUGUUGAAUAUGAGCUGCAUGUUCUGAUACCUCAAAUCCUCUAUUCCUCUGUUUUCGUUG
Molecule: messenger RNA, 3745 nt
Organism: Raphanus sativus (radish)
Lineage: Eukaryota; Viridiplantae; Streptophyta; Magnoliopsida; Brassicales; Brassicaceae
Product: zinc finger BED domain-containing protein RICESLEEPER 2-like
Exons: 4
Coding region: 1057-3468 (803 amino acids)
Molecular function (GO): DNA binding; protein dimerization activity
Source: RefSeq, a predicted model, not a curated record